Sorghum bicolor (sorghum) is the source of this 1590-nucleotide messenger RNA. Its product is annotated as dirigent protein 25. Lineage: Eukaryota; Viridiplantae; Streptophyta; Magnoliopsida; Poales; Poaceae. The transcript has a single exon. Bases 381 to 1325 code for a protein of 314 amino acids. The record is from RefSeq and is a predicted model, not a curated record.
AGGAUGCUGCUAACCUGCGAAGACGAGCAAACCACUCCUGCAAUCAGCAGUUCAGCACCUGCCCGUUCGUCCCUGGUCGUCUGAGCGCAGGAUAUCUCGGCGCCACGCCUCUGUUGCUGUCCCUCCCAACCGCACCUCUUCUCAGAGGUUUAGGUUCCUGGACGUCCUCGCACACACAACUAACGCACAACACCGCAUCAAACUACUCCACUGCACGACCCGCGACUCCUAUAUAAUUCUGGCAUCUCGCAGCAACAUGCACAGCAACAGCAAGUACUACAAGCGAUCGAUCUACUGAGCAAGAGCUGGUUGGCUACACGCGCCAGUCCUCCUCGCUCUUGUCCAGUGUACAUUCAAGCCUGCGUGCCUGCCUUGCGAAAAUGGCCAAGAACGCGGCGCAAGCCGUCAGGGCGGCGCUGUGCCUGGCGCUCGCGCUCGCUGUGGCGAACUGCGCAUUCGCUGGUCGCGUCCUCGACGAGCAGGCUGCAGCUCCCCUGCCGGCUGACCCGCUGCCCGCCCCGACGGAUCCCCCGGCAGACCCAGUGGUGGCGCCAGCGGCCGCCGGCGCUGCGGGAGCAGCGAGUGCUGGUGCCGCCGCGACGGGCAACGCAGGAGCCGCCGGCGCGGGCGUUGGGGACCACCCGCUGACGUUCUUCAUGCACGACAUCCUGGGCGGCUCGCAGCCGUCGGGGCGCAUCGUGACCGGCGUGGUGGCGAGCGCGGCGGCCAACGGGCAGCUCCCGUUCGCGCGCCCCAACACCAACAUCUUCCCGAUCCAGGGCGCGAUGCCGCUGCCGCAGGGCGCCAGCAACCUCGUCAACAGCAACAACGUGCCCUACGUCGCGGGCCUCGGCGGCACGUCCUCCGCCGUCGUCCAGAACAACGGCAACCCCGUCAACGGCGGCAACAAGAACAUCCCCUUCGUCAACGCCGGGGACCUGCCGUCGGGCGCCACGCUCCAGAACCUCCUCUUCGGCACCACCACCGUCAUCGACGACGAGCUCACCGAGGGACACGAGCUCGGCGCGGGGGUCAUCGGCAGGGCGCAGGGCUUCUACGUUGCCAGCUCGCAGGACGGCACCAGCAAGACCAUCGUGCUCACCGCCAUGUUCGAGGGCCCCGAGGCACCGCAUGGCGGCGACACGCUCAGCUUCUUCGGCGUCCACCGCAUGGCCGCGCCGGAGUCCCACAUCGCCAUCAUCGGAGGCACCGGCAAGUACGAGAACGCCAAGGGCUUCGCCGCCAUCCAGACGCUGCACCCUGGCGACGAGCACACCACCGACGGCGUCGAGACUCUACUCCAGUUCAACGUUCACCUCAUUUAAGCUGCUCCAUCACCAUUAGAUCGACCAUUACCCCCUAUUUCGUGCAAUGUUCGUGAUUCCAACUUCCAAGUACUGUGCCCGCUUUCGGCCAUGUAUGUAAUGUACUAAUAGGUGCUAUGAUCGCAUCAGCAUACUGUGAGAUUGUACGAGUAAAUCAAGUAGUAUGUUUCUGCUAUUCUGAGAUGGCUACUCCUAAAAGAAAUGGCAUGAGAAUAUGACAUCAUCCUACGUGAAAUGGAGCUGGAUGGGAUUCAAGAAGAGUAAA